AUGGCAGCUGAUGUUUCCAAUGAGGCUGUUUUAACACGACAACCCAGCUGGCCUCAGGUGUUCAGUGGUGAGAGAGUCACUCUGACAUGUGAGAUCGUCGGAGGGGAGAACACCAAGUGGGUGUACGAAUGGAGUGGAACCAAGUCAUAUAUACACUGGACAUACAAUGAUUACUAUUUCUUCAGUGUUUUGGAGUCCAACAGUCGAGACUACAUGUGUAGGGGUAGACGCAUAGAGGACCUCUAUUCUUUAACUGAGUGGAGUAAAGCCAUCUCACUGUCAGCAUCACAUAAACCACAGGCUCUGUUAAAUGCUGACGUCAGAGACAUUCCAGUAGGAGGCAGUGUGACCCUCAGCUGCUCAGUGAACCAAUCAUCUGGAUGGGAAUACUUCUGGUACAGAGAUAACAAAUCCUCUGAACCCCUGAGCAAAGAAGAUGCUGCUUUCCGUUCAAAUGGACGAAUCAGUGUCUCACUGGGAGGACUGUACUGGUGCCGAGGAGGAAGAGGAGACCCUGUUUAUUACACAGAGUACAGCGAACCAGUUGGAAUCAGAAAAAAUGAAACCAAAGCUGUCCUCAUUCUGUCUCCAUCAUGGCUGAUUCCUGGAACCUCAGUAAUUCUCAACUGUAAGGUUCAACAUCCGUCUGUAGGAUGGAAGUUCUUCUGGUAUAAGACUGUUCCCAAAGUAUCAGGAAACUACAGUUAUGAGCUGCUGCCUGGUAGCACCAGUGGGACUGAGCAAGAUUCCUACAUUAUUCAUGGACAGACACAUACAGCUGGAUACGCAUGUCGAGCUGGAAAAGGAGACCCAGUGUAUUACACUGAGUACAGUGAACCAAAGUUUGUCUGGUCUGGAGAUCUUCAUUCAGCACUGUCUCUUACAGUGAAUCCUGACACAGUGCAGCACUUUCACAAUGACUUUGUUUUACUAAGCUGUGGGGAAAACUCUUCUGAAAGGAGGUUGAGCAGGUAUUCUGAAGACGGCUUCCUGGAACACUGUUGUAGGUGGGGAACAAAGAAUGGAUCAACACGUAAUGUUCAUGGGAUACGUUACGGUACUGUAGUGUAUUGGUGUGAGUCUGGAUCAGCAUUCAGCAAUGCAGUCAACAUCACUGGACAGGAUGAUGAUGAUGGUAUUAUCCUGGUGAGCCCUGUCCAUCCUGUGACUGAGGGAGAUUCUGUUAUUCUUGGCUGCAAGUUGAGGACAGAAAAUGUUCUCUCUGAUGUGUUAUUCUAUAAAAAUGACAGACUCAUCCAAAGUGAUGCCAGAGGAGAGCUGAGCAUCCCUGCAGUGUCAAAGACAGAUGAAGGUCUCUACAAAUGCCAGUACUCGGGAAAAGAAUCACCACAGAGUUGGAUGGCAGUGAAAUGUAAGUAA
Messenger RNA from Acanthochromis polyacanthus (spiny chromis), 1380 nucleotides. RefSeq lists its product as uncharacterized. Gene Ontology annotation, biological process: cell surface receptor signaling pathway. The transcript is spliced from 6 exons. Bases 1 to 1380 code for a protein of 459 amino acids. Lineage: Eukaryota; Metazoa; Chordata; Actinopteri; Pomacentridae. Gene Ontology annotation, molecular function: transmembrane signaling receptor activity. The record is from RefSeq and is a predicted model, not a curated record.